UCCUCCCCUAGCCCUGGGAGGAGCCUGAGUUUCAAGUCAGGUGAGCCACUAAAGAAAAAUACUACUAGAAUCUGAGCUCCGGCUGACUUCUUCCCGGCCUCCCUCAUCAUUUGAUCUCUCUGGAUUUGGCAGGAGUCAGAAUUACAGCUGGAUGUGACCCAAGAACUAGGAGGCCAAAGCCAAAAAUUAGGAACCCAAGCUCACAAGGAAUCAGGACUACGAGGAACCAGGAGCCAGCGCCAACCAGGUGUUUGGGAUUACAAACUAAGAGAUUGGCUCUAAUUCUGGAGAGGGUAGUGCUGGGACUCUGAGAAGGGAAAAAUUGGUGGCCCUAGCAUCGUCAAGUGUUGGGGGGGGUGAUCCCCAUAGAAGCCUCGGGCCUCUGCCAUGCUAAGCAGUCGGGUCCACUGACAAAGUCUCAGAGAAAUUGAAGCAAUCAGCCAGGAUAGAAUAGAUGUUUUUUGCCUUUUCCUACUGAAUUUUGAACUCCUGAAACGCCAACCCCUAAUCUCUAACCACUGACUCUGGUCCUGUCUUCCUGGAAAGAUAUGGCCAUGGGCAGCCAGGAGCCAGAGCCAACUGAGCCUGUGUCUAGGUCCCCAGAUGAAGAGGACCGAAUGGAGAGCUUGGCUCCUUCAACCCCCUGCCCUCCUGAGGCUGCCCCUGUGGACAGUGAGCCCCUAUUGGGGGCCACAGCUCAGUGGGCUCUCCAGCUCCUGGAGGACGUAGAAGACGAGUGCCCUAUCUGUACAGAGCCUUAUGGGGCAGAUGAGCACCUCUUGGUGUUGCUGAACUGUGGACAUGGCCUGUGCCAGCACUGCCUAAACAGGCUCAUGGGCACAGCUCCCAGCACUGAUCUGGGCCGUGUGCGGUGCCCGCUGUGCCGGCAGAAGACUCCAAUGUUGGAGUGGGAGAUCUACCAACUACAGGAGGAGUUGCUCCAGGCUGACGGGCCCCAACCCCCACCACCUCCCAGCCCCCCAGCCCUUCCUCCCCGUGGGACAGGGCUUCAGGCUUCCCUGGAGCACCGUUAUCAAUUUCGAGGAAACCGAGGUUGCCUCCCCUUCUUGCCUUGCCCACCCUGUCUGAUCACCAGGCUCUGGGCCCUUCGUGAAAGGGGGCCUUCCACCCGAUGCCUGGUCUUGCUGACAAUGGUAGCCUUGGAGGUGUUUGGACUGGUACUCAUUUUUCUGCCCCUUCUACUACUUGCCUUGCUCUUUAUCCUACUUAACUAUUCAGCUCACUGACCAGCCAGCCUGGGCUCAAAGACCUUGGAGUGGGUGGGCUUGCUCACCACUUACCAAUGAUUUGCUCAUCAAAGAAGUAGGAAGACUAGAACAUUACAACACCCUGUCACUGGAGGGAUCCUGAACUGAAUGAACUGAUAAUUAGCUCUGAGAAAUUCUAGGGGAUAAUUCUUCUUGGAGCUAAUGGUCAUCAAUUGGAGAGCUUAAACUUUGAUUUGAUCACAACUUCCUCAGCCAUCCUCCUUGAUAAGUCAAGACUGAAUGGGGGGGGAAAGAAAGAACUGGAUUACUGACCGAAGUAAGUUCACAAUCUGGAUAAUGUGUUGAAAUUAUUAUUUACAUUAGUGAAAAGAAGUGGGGGUGGGAGUGGGAUGGCAAUGAAUACCCUAAGAUGGUGGGCUUGGAAGGGACAGGUGUGGACAGCCUGGUGGAGAGACAAGUGCCUUCUUGGGAUAGGAAGUAUAGAAACAGACCACUCAGGUCGCUGGGGGGAGGGACAGAAAUGUCCUCUGUUCCUCUUUGUCUGGAGCUCUCAGAUAAGGGCCAUGCUGCUGGUGUUCUCUGAAGGUCAGACAGGCUUGGGCUUGAAGGUGAGGAAAUAGAAACUGCUCCUACCCAAAUAGGGUGAAAUCUCGGGCCUCACAUUGCUAGGAGGGAGAACUCCAGAGGAGAGCUGCUCUCCUAACAUAUGGACAUGUUUCCUCUGACAAAGGUAUGGCCAGCUGUGGUGAACACAAUUUAUCCGGGUGUAAAAAUGCUAGGGGACACAAAUUCCAAAGUGACCCCUUCUGCAGCCACCUAAUUCUCCUGGAACUUGCCUCCCACACAUAUAUACACUCCAGGCCACAAAAGAGAGCCCAUAAAAAAGAACAGCUCACAAGCUUUGGGGACAGAGACACAGCAAUGCUGGAUGGGAGAGAGCAGCAGUCCAGUGUACAGAAUGGAGCUGAGAAUCUAGCUCUCAUCAAACUACAUCUUAAGAACUAUAUCCAGAUAGUAAAAAGCUGGAAUGUGUCCAGAAGACUGACCAGACAUAUGAGAGGCCUGUAGACUAUGUCAUGUGAGAAUUGGUUGAAAGAACUAUGUAUCAUCCAUUGGGAAAUGGUCCAUCUAGUAAAGAUAUAUGAAUGUAAUAUAAUAAAUCACUAUGCUGUAAGAAAUGAUGAAUGCAAAGAAACAUGGAAAGAUUUGUCC
This is a messenger RNA of Sarcophilus harrisii (Tasmanian devil), 2441 nucleotides long. Its product is annotated as RING finger protein 225. Gene Ontology annotation, cellular component: endoplasmic reticulum membrane. Gene Ontology annotation, biological process: protein autoubiquitination; proteasome-mediated ubiquitin-dependent protein catabolic process; intrinsic apoptotic signaling pathway in response to endoplasmic reticulum stress. NCBI's taxonomy places the organism in Eukaryota, Metazoa, Chordata, Mammalia, Dasyuromorphia, Dasyuridae. The transcript has a single exon. The record is from RefSeq and is a predicted model, not a curated record. Gene Ontology annotation, molecular function: ubiquitin protein ligase activity. The coding region runs from base 549 to 1247 and encodes 232 amino acids.